ACAAGCGCAAAGUUACCCCCUAUUAUAUCGAGUGUUCAGUUCAGUAAUUGCUGUAUCAAAAAUCCUGUGAUGUGAGGAAUAUCACCGUGUAAGCGAUGGAUAUUUGCAGGACUUGUUUGCAAAACUCCACCGGAGAUCUGGUGCCAAUAUUUGCUAAGCUUGAGGAUGAAUUCAUCGCUAAUGUAAUCGUAAAUUGUUGUUCUGUUACGAUACUGGAAGAUGAUGGACUGCCAGCGUGUAUAUGUAAGAACUGUCUAGCCAGUGUUAGUUUAAUUGUAAGCUUCUCCAAGAAAGUGCUACAAGCGGAUCGAAAGUUGCGGCAGUUAUUUAAAUCGGAAAUCAAUUUAACUGAUAUUGCAAAGCACAGCGAAAAAGGAACAGAUCUGCUAAAAGAUGAAGUUUUUGAGUUUCGGCCUGUUGACGGUUCGGCUCUGGAAAAUGGACAAGAAAACUGUGAUACCGAAGGUGACGAUAAUUUGGAUGUCUCUGAUGAAUCAUUGGAUGUGCAAUGGACAGGAAAACUGAAUGUCAGCCAAAAACGCAGGCUAGAUCAAGCAACAGAAAAAUCGUACUGUAGAAGAAAACAACAAUCAGCAAAACAUGAGAAAAACGAAGAUGAUGAUGACGAUGAUGAAUCCCCUGGGGAGGAUGAUUUAGAUGAGAUAGAACAAGAGCUGUACGAAAUAGUUACAAUCGAGCCAAAGAGACAAGUGUGCUGCCAAUGUUGCAUGGAUUUUGAAACCCGGGAAGAGUUGGAAACUCAUGGGACGAAAGUUCAUAUGAAGAAGAAAAAAACGAACCUAUCAAAGUCACAUGUUUGUGUGAUUUGUUAUAGAAGAUACUGCUCCGAGGAAGCAUUGCAGGCUCAUAAGAAAAUUGCCGUGAAAUUAUCGGUUACAAAAAUCUACGAAUGCAAACGUUGUGCUGUUCGAUUUCACGCACCGAAACGGAGAAGAAUGCAUGCGCACAAUCAUCCGAAACUUCUGGACACAUUGGGUGCGCCGAAGUCAAAAUCGCGACACAAACGACCACCUAUUUGUUGUAUGAAAAACUGCUAUCGGGUGUUCGAUUCUCAGAGAGCUCUGUUCGAGCAUGGACAGAUGGAGCACGCCUCGAAUAAAACACUAAAGAUGGAUCCGGGCAAGCAACACGAAUGUCCUGUAUGCUUUAAAUGCUUUGAAACGCUAAAGGCACUGACCAGACAUCGCAACCGGAUCUACCGGUCGAACAUGCAAUGUUCUAUGUGUGGUAAGGAGUUCAAAACGCGUAACUCCCUGAUCACUCACGAGCGCAAACAUCUUAACGAGAAACCAUUUCCAUGUGGACAUUGCGAUAAGCGGUUUCCCACGAUGCAGGCUCUCAAAUGCCACAGUCUGGUGCACAAUGAAGAGAAGCCAUUCGUUUGCGCCACCUGCGGUUGGAGUUUCAAGCGGGAGUGUAAUCUUAAAAUUCAUCUUCUUACGCAUACCGAUGAGCUGCCGUUCAAGUGUGAUGUUUGCAAAAAGGGUUUUAAGAUAGUCGAAGACGAUGGACUUCCUGCGCAAAUCUGCUUUGAUUGUUUAACACAUCUUAAGCAAGCCAACGCUUUCGUCCGUAAAGUUCGUUUGUCCGAUAGAAAGUUACGCCGUUCGCUCCGAGAUCAGCUAAGCGAUAUAGAGAAAAAUGACAGCCAAGAUGAGAAACUGGACAUCGCUGGAACCAGUCACGAUGUAUGGAACAUGGUUCCGAACAAGAUUCCGCAAAAUUACGAAACCGUAUUGAAAAUUGAAAUGGAUCGUGACGAUCAGCUCAAAAACGAAGGACCAUCGAAAGGUAAUCUCACCACCAGUGGAACUGAAUCUGAACAUGCAUUACGGGAAAAAUCGGAUAAAAAAGGACCCACUUGCGCUGUUGAAAGAGAUUCAAAUUCAGAAAUUUAUGUUCCUUCCAGAAAACAGCUCGGGAAAAGAAAACCUAAAAUUGAUAGUCAUUCGACGGAUUCAGACUCAAAUGAUGACCUCGUCAGGAAGAGAAGACUAAAACGACGCACUCCGAGAAGAGGACAUUCUGAUAAAACUGAAGGAUCAGAAAAUGAACACAUCUUGGAGGACAAAUUGCAGGGAAUGUACAAAAUGGUCACUAUCGAAGCGGGAGCUCACAUUUGCUGCGCGUGUUUGAAGAUUUUCACUGACCGAAACGAGUUGAUCGAGCAUGGUCAGUUGGCGCACGCAAAGAAAAAAUACAUCAACGAGUCCAAAACCAAUAUUUGCGAAGUUUGUUUCCGACGGUACUCCAAACCAGCCCCACUGGAAGCCCACAAGCAGAGCUUCAUCGGGUUGACAGUAGUGUAUGAAUGUUCCCGUUGUUUGACACGUGUAAUCGCUCAAAAUCGUCUACAGCACGCUCGAACCCAUCUGAAACAUCAGGAUUUGACGAACGACCAGAAGAAACGAGAUCGAGCAGAACGAGAUCAACUUUGCUGUGCGAAGGAUUGCUCCGCUUCGUUUCAAACGGAAAGCUUACUCAUAGAACACGGCAGAAAUGUACACGUUGCAAAUAAACAAAACGCUGAUGAUCAACAUCGAAGAUUUCAAUGUCCGGUCUGCUACAAACGGUUUGAAAAGCGGGAAGCUUUGACUCGACACCGCCAUCGGAUGUAUCGAUCGACCCAUCAAUGUGCUGUCUGCGGAAAGGAAUUCAAAAAUCGUUACGAAAUGCUGAUUCACGAACGAAAUCAUGACAAUGUUAAGCCGUAUUCGUGCGAGAUAUGCGGUAAACGAUUCAACUCCAAAGAAGCCGUUCGUGUGCACAUGUUGGUACAUUCAGAUAGUAAACCUUUCUCGUGUUCGAUUUGUGGCUGGCGCUUUCGGCGAAAAUGUAACCUCAAUAAACAUGCUUCGAAGCACAGUCAGGAUACGCCGUUCCAGUGCAGCAUCUGUCAGAAGACGUUCAAGGGAAAAUAUCAUCUUCAGUAUCAUAUGCGAGUACACACUGGUCAUAAACCGUGGCAAUGUCGGUAUUGCGAAAAAUCUUUCGCGGAUCAUGCCAAUCGAGCGAGGCACGAAAUGUCUCAUACAGGAAUUAAACCUUAUAAAUGCUCCUAUUGUAAUAAAAGCUUCAUCCGCAAGCGGUUUCAAAUCGAACAUGAAAGCUCUCAUACAGGAAUUAAACCGUACCGUUGUGAGAUGUGCAACAGAACGUUCAGUCAAAAAACCGCACUCAAGAAGCACCUCGAGAUGCAUCCAUUGGCACCGGAAAAUCAGCUCUCGUUAUCCCAGCCAUCACCAAUGCCGACGGAAUCGCCUAUGUCUUCACCACAAGCACCACCACUGAUGCUUCCAUUCUCCGCUGGAUCGGAAGAGCAGCUGCAGCAGCAAAAUUCCAUGACACCGAACAUGAUACCGGCAGUGCAGAUGAACGGGAGCGUGCUGAAAGCUCGUUGGUGGUGGGAAUGUGCCUACGACACCACUACACACAGUCGUCGGUGAAAGCUUACCCGCACUGUCACUGUUGGCACGAUGACUCGGCGAAAUCUCCAAUGUCGGCGAAGCAGCGACAAAACAAAAACCAAUGCUUGGCUUUCCGAGGAUGAAAACCUCUAUCCACUUGCAGGCAGGGCACUUCACUCACUAUCCAGAUAGCGAAAUGAACUCUUCAGCGGCAAA
Molecule: messenger RNA, 3644 nt
Organism: Toxorhynchites rutilus septentrionalis
Lineage: Eukaryota; Metazoa; Arthropoda; Insecta; Diptera; Culicidae
Product: zinc finger protein 585A-like
Exons: 7
Coding region: 96-3467 (1123 amino acids)
Biological process (GO): regulation of transcription by RNA polymerase II
Cellular component (GO): nucleus
Molecular function (GO): RNA polymerase II cis-regulatory region sequence-specific DNA binding; DNA-binding transcription activator activity, RNA polymerase II-specific; zinc ion binding
Source: RefSeq, a predicted model, not a curated record